AUGGAGAACCUUGACCGCGGUGUCCGCCUCGUGGCGGCGCAGAAAGACGUUUGGGCUUCCCUCAGUCCGAAGGAGAAACUCUCCAUCAUUGACGAACUCAUGGACCGCUUGCAAGCCUUCUCCAGCGACCUCCACGAAGCCUCUAUAGAGAAAAGAGACGAACCGGCAGCCGUGCUCACAGACGACAGUCCAUCGCCGGCGGCCGACUUGGCAGCGGACUCGACCAAAAAGAAAGAAACACUCGAAGACGGAUUUGCGUGUGUAGACGCAAAAACUCGACGGAUGAUUGCGACUGCCUCUGGCGUCUCCCACUGGAUGCACUCGUCGAUGCUCACUGGCAUUUGGCUUAGCGUCAUCCGAGAGUACUUCGAAUCCGUCGUCGCCACUGGAAAACCCCCGCCGCCUUUCGCCGUCAGGCCCGCCGCUGCAGGAACAGAAUGUGCUCAAGACGCCGAACCGGGAAAGAGGCCGUCUCGACACUUUGUAAAGGUCGGCCCGAAGGGUCUCCUCUUCACGACACUGCUGACGUUCGGAUCGAUGGAGCUGCUCGUCGAAGAGUCUCCUACCGAGCAAGAGCUUGUCCACGAGCGGACCGCCAACGUUGUUGCCAUUCUCGGUGCUGGAAACUUUGACGCCCCGAUCGAUGUGCUCGCCUCGCUGUUCGUCGAGAACAGCGUCUGUGUGUACAAGAGUAGCCCCUUCAAUCCGCGUGUUGCACCUGUUCUGGCGGAGAUUUUCAAGCCUCUCGUUGACCGCAAUUUCCUCCUUUUCGUCGAAGGCGACGUCAAGCAGGGCGAAGCUCUUUUGCACCACGAAUGUGUGACGAAAUGGUACAUGACUGGAUCCAUUCAUACGGCCAAUCGAAUCCUUUGGGGGACUCCGACCCCUCCCGAGAAGACAGAGCCUGUGCCGAAGCCUCUGCUGAAUAAACCGUUCACAGCCGAACUGGGGUCUUGCACUCCGUGGAUCGUCUGUCCAGGCAACUGGUCGACCAGAGCUCUGCAGUGGCAUGCGCGAAACCUCGCGGCGGGACUUCUGUACAACGGGGCGCACAUUUGCGUGCAUCCCCAGAUCAUCGUGACAUGCAAAAACUGGUGUCAGAGAGAAACGUUCCUCGACCUUGUGCGGCACUACCAGCGAGAGACGCUGUAUGUGGGGUGCUACUAUCCGGACUACGCUGACCGCAUCCAAAACGCGCGAAAGAAACUGAUUGAGAUGGGAAGGAAGCCGGCGGACUUUGAAAUUGCUGUUCCUGUUCCGCUUUCUGGGCGCUACGCUCACGAGGAAAUGAAGUGUGUGAUUUUCGCCACAGAAAUGCCGGAGGACAACUUCAUUGCUGUCGAGGAGAUGUUUGCGCCUGUGUGCGGCGAAGUGGCUUUGGAUACCCCCGCGACAGUCGCAGAGUUCUUGCCGAGAGCUGUCAAGUACGUGAACGAAAAAGUGAGAGGAACCUUGUCGGUCAGCGUCUCUGUGAAGCCGAACGGUCCGAAAGAUGAACAGGCGGUCGAGGACGCCAUUGUAGACCUGCGUUACGGCUCCGUCCACAUCAACACGCUGACAAUGUUGGCGAUUGCGUUCCCCAGUUUGAUGUGGGGUGGCUACCCUGGGGCGACGAUCUUCGACCUUCAGUCCGGCAUUGGAGCGUACGGCAACUGCUACGGCUUUAAACGCCCCAUCAAGUCGGUGCUCAGAGCUCCGUUCCUCAACUUUACUCAGUUGCUGAUCGUCCCUAGCACCAAGGGAAAUGUUCACAAGAUGGCCAAGUUGUGGAAACGCAUUGUGGACGCCGUGCUGUCGCGGCGUUCUACGCAAGGCUGGUUUAGUUUCAGCGGGCAAAUUACAAAAAUCGUGUCGGCAUUUGUGGCGAAUCUGUGA
This is a messenger RNA of Toxoplasma gondii ME49, 1875 nucleotides long. RefSeq names its product aldehyde dehydrogenase. The coding region runs from base 1 to 1875 and encodes 624 amino acids. The transcript has 14 exons. The record is from RefSeq and is a predicted model, not a curated record. Gene Ontology annotation, molecular function: oxidoreductase activity, acting on the aldehyde or oxo group of donors, NAD or NADP as acceptor. Lineage: Eukaryota; Apicomplexa; Conoidasida; Eucoccidiorida; Sarcocystidae.